Molecule: messenger RNA, 8393 nt
Organism: Perognathus longimembris pacificus (Pacific pocket mouse)
Lineage: Eukaryota; Metazoa; Chordata; Mammalia; Rodentia; Heteromyidae
Gene: Adgrl1
Product: adhesion G protein-coupled receptor L1
Exons: 21
Coding region: 2000-6076 (1358 amino acids)
Biological process (GO): cell surface receptor signaling pathway; adenylate cyclase-activating G protein-coupled receptor signaling pathway; heterophilic cell-cell adhesion
Cellular component (GO): presynaptic membrane; postsynaptic density; axon
Molecular function (GO): latrotoxin receptor activity; G protein-coupled receptor activity; carbohydrate binding
Source: RefSeq, a predicted model, not a curated record
UCCAGCCACCCAAGGGGCUGCUGGUCUGCUCUCAGGAGCCUCCCCCCAGCACUGGGGACACUGCCCAGCCACAUGCGGGGACAGCUGGGGGGGUCAGGGGGGCCCCUGAGGCUCCACUGGGCUCUUGAGCUUCUGGCCGACUUCAUUUCUGAGUCCAGGAGAUGUCGGGUGGUCACUUUGCUGGCAGAGUUUUGAGCGGUGGUGGUUAGCACCCCACACAGGUAGAGCUUCCACUCCCAAGCCCAGAACCCACCCUGUGCCAAGUUUGCCAGGGGCUUUUCCUUUCCCGCCUCCUAGCCAAUGCUCUCGUCCCAGAUAAGGAGGGGCCUACUUCUGCAGCUGGCAGUGAGCCACGUGGCUUCACUCCUCCAGCCUCAGUUUCUCCAGCUGUAGGCAAGUUUUUCCAAGCCUGCUGGCAGGCGUCCAGUGCUCUUGGGUGUUGGGCACUUGGUUUAUGGCUUGUUUUGACUUCUCAUUACUUCUUACCAAUUACUAUUAUUGCUGUGGUAAUCAAAAUAAAAAUAGCAGCAGGUGAUGAGCACAGAGAAAAUUCCCCAGGCCAGGUGACUCCAAUGCCAGGGCAAGAAAGAGAGAAGGCCACAGGCCUGUGAGCUGCUACCUAGAACCAGUGGACAUUGGAGGCUGGGUUCCAGGAGGAACCCACAGAGACUCAAGAGGGCUCUGGGGGCAGAAGGUGGCCCACAAUCUGAGGGGAAAGCCAGUGGGAGCUCUUCUGGAACCAGGACAGAUAGAUGGGGGACGUCCGCCAUGGGGCCCGACAGAGCCUGAGGGCUAUGAGCAAGCUCCUGACCCUAAAACAGGGCUGGAGUUAGGGGGAAUCAGAGGUAGAUGGCAAGACAGGGAAGUGGGCUGCUCCCCUGCAUACCCCAUUUCCUGAGCAUCUUACACCCUCCACGCACCCCUGCCCAGUGCCAGGCCCUGUGAGGCACCAGGCAGGAGCUGUCCAAGGGUGGGAGUGGGGCUGGAGUGGGGGCGGGGGAGAGGCCUUGGAAGGCUUGAGGCCCCGGGUUUCAGAAGCCGGGGUGACCCCAGUGCUGGCAAGGGUGGUCGGGUGGGGGUGCUGGGGCUCCCAAGGGGAGGGCACUGCUGUUCAGGGAACCCCGUCCCUCCCCAGAUGCGGAACUAACGUUAGAUUUGUUUUGCAGCCCAGCUGGGUCUAACCGUCCCCUUCCUCCCCCAGGUGCUGCCCGCACAUCACUUCGUGGCCCUGGCAGCCUGGAGCUCGGGCUUGGGGCCCCGGGAGGGCUUGCCCCCUGGGGGAGGGGUGCGGGAGCGUGUGUGCCCCCCACCUGCUGUCCCGUCUGGUCUGUGUCCCCCAUCCUGGCCCUCUUGAGGCCUCUGUCAUUCUGUCUGCCCCUGCCACCUUGUGUCUGUGUUUCUGGGGUGCUGAGGGCCUGGGGAACACAGCUGGACUUGGGUGGGGCCGUCCCCCGGGGCAAGGGGUUCAGUCUGUGCUUCUGGCUCGGAGGGGCUCCCCGGUCCCAGGACACUCUGAACCCCUUUCCUGGGCCCGGUUCUAGCAGGAGAGCAACGGGCUGGCAGGAGCAGGGCCCUGUGCCCUUCAUUCCCCCUGCCCCCCUCGACCAGUGCUCACCCCCAGCUGGGCUCCCCCCUCGCCCACUGUCCCCACCCAGGGCUGUCCGCCACCUGCCUGCACCCUGGCCCACGUCCCCACGUCACUCCCCUCCUCCCCUCCCCAGUGUCCCUCCCGUCCCGUCUGUCUCCCUGUCCCCCCUUCUGCCCUCCCCUGACCCCCAGAGGAAGGGCCUUGGGGUGGGUGGGGGCUGAACCCAGGCUGCAGAAGGGGUUGGGGAAGCAGGUACCAGGAAGGCCAGAAAAAGGGGGCGUUGUGGCCAGAAAAAAAGGAACGAAAGCAAUUUAAUCUUUUUUUUUUCUCUUUUUUUUCUUGCACAUUUUUUUUUCAAUUUGUUUUCUCUCUCUCUUCCUGAUGCUUAAGUAGAAGUGGAGCAGAAAGGGAAUGGGGGGGUGGGGCGGGGCCCCCCACCUUUCUGACACCAGCGCUGCCUUGGUCCCUCCUCCCGAGCCGGGGAUGGUCACAGUCUUCGUGUGCCCGGGCACGCUGCAGAAGGUGUUGGAACCCACGUCCACACACGAGUCAGAGCACCAGUCUGGUGCAUGGUGCAAGGACCCGCUGCAGGCGGGCGACCGCAUCUACGUGAUGCCCUGGAUCCCCUACCGCACCGACACGCUCACCGAGUAUGCAUCGUGGGAGGACUAUGUGGCUGCCCGCCACACCACCACCUACCGCCUGCCCAACCGCGUGGAUGGCACGGGCUUCGUGGUCUACGACGGCGCCGUCUUCUACAACAAGGAGCGCACGCGCAACAUCGUCAAGUAUGAUCUGCGCACACGAAUCAAGAGUGGCGAGACGGUCAUCAACACAGCCAACUACCACGACACGUCGCCCUACCGCUGGGGCGGCAAGACCGACAUCGACCUGGCGGUGGACGAGAACGGCCUUUGGGUCAUCUAUGCCACCGAGGGCAACAAUGGGCGGCUGGUGGUGAGCCAGCUGAACCCCUACACGCUGCGCUUUGAGGGCACGUGGGAGACCGGCUACGACAAGCGCUCGGCCUCCAACGCCUUCAUGGUGUGCGGGGUGCUCUACGUGCUGCGCUCGGUCUACGUGGACGACGACAGCGAGGCGGCUGGCAACCGCGUGGACUACGCCUUCAACACCAAUGCCAACCGCGAGGAGCCCGUGGGCCUAGCCUUCCCCAACCCCUACCAGUUUGUGUCCUCCGUGGACUACAACCCCCGCGACAACCAGCUCUAUGUGUGGAACAAUUACUUUGUGGUGCGCUACAGCCUGGAGUUUGGGCCUCCCGACCCCAGUGCUGGCCCAGCCACCUCGCCGCCCCUCAGCACAACCACCACAGCGCGGCCCACACCCCUCACCAGCACAGCCUCGCCUGCAGCCACCACUCCCCUCCGCCGUGCACCCCUCACCACGCACCCCGUGGGUGCCAUCAACCAGCUGGGACCCGACCUGCCUCCGGCCACGGCCCCCGCCCCCAGCACCCGGCGACCCCCCGCCCCCAACCUGCAUGUGUCCCCGGAGCUCUUCUGUGAACCCCGAGAGGUGCGGCGGGUCCAGUGGCCAGCCACGCAGCAGGGCAUGCUUGUGGAGCGGCCCUGCCCCAAGGGGACUCGGGGAAUCGCCUCGUUCCAAUGUCUGCCGGCCUUGGGGCUCUGGAACCCCCGGGGCCCCGACCUCAGCAACUGUACCUCUCCCUGGGUCAACCAGGUGGCUCAGAAGAUUAAGAGUGGAGAGAAUGCGGCCAACAUCGCCAGCGAGCUGGCGCGCCAUACUCGGGGCUCCAUCUAUGCGGGGGACGUGUCCUCCUCUGUGAAGCUCUUGGAGCAGCUGCUGGACAUCCUGGAUGCCCAGCUGCAGGCCCUGCGGCCCAUCGAGCGUGAGUCAGCCGGCAAGAACUACAACAAGAUGCACAAGCGAGAGAGAACCUGCAAGGAUUACAUCAAGGCCGUGGUGGAGACGGUGGACAACCUGCUCCGGCCCGAGGCACUCGAGUCCUGGAAGGACAUGAAUGCCACGGAGCAGGUGCACACGGCCACCAUGCUGCUGGACGUCCUGGAGGAGGGCGCCUUCCUGCUGGCUGACAACGUCAGGGAGCCUGCCCGCUUCCUAGCAGCCAAGCAGAAUGUGGUUCUCGAGGUCACUGUCCUGAACACAGAGGGCCAGGUGCAGGAGCUGGUGUUCCCCCAGGAGCACCCCAGCGAAAACUCUAUCCAGCUGUCGGCCAACACCAUCAAGCAGAACAGCCGGAAUGGGGUGGUCAAAGUGGUCUUCAUCCUCUACAACAACCUGGGCCUCUUCCUGUCCACGGAGAACGCCACGGUGAAGCUGGCGGGUGAAGCGGGCUCGGGGGGUGCGGGGGGCACCUCGCUGGUAGUGAACUCACAGGUGAUUGCCGCGUCCAUCAACAAGGAGUCCAGCCGCGUCUUCCUCAUGGACCCCGUCAUCUUCACUGUGGCCCACUUGGAGGCCAAGAACCACUUCAAUGCCAAUUGCUCCUUCUGGAACUACUCGGAGCGCUCCAUGCUGGGCUACUGGUCGACGCAGGGCUGCCGCCUGGUGGAGUCCAACAAGACCCACACCACGUGUGCCUGUAGCCACCUCACCAAUUUCGCCGUCCUCAUGGCCCACCGAGAGAUCUACCAGGGCCGCAUCAAUGAGCUGCUGCUGUCGGUCAUCACCUGGGUGGGUAUCGUGAUCUCGCUGGUCUGCCUCGCCAUCUGCAUCUCCACCUUCUGCUUCCUGCGGGGCCUGCAGACCGACCGCAACACCAUUCACAAGAACCUGUGCAUCAAUCUCUUCCUGGCCGAGCUGCUUUUCCUGGUGGGGAUAGACAAGACACAGUAUGAGAUUGCCUGCCCCAUCUUCGCGGGCCUGCUGCACUACUUCUUCCUGGCCGCCUUCUCCUGGCUAUGUCUGGAAGGCGUGCACCUCUACCUGCUGCUGGUGGAGGUGUUCGAGAGUGAGUACUCUCGCACCAAGUACUACUACCUAGGCGGCUACUGCUUCCCUGCGCUGGUGGUUGGCAUUGCCGCCGCCAUUGACUACCGCAGCUACGGCACCGAGAAGGCCUGCUGGCUCCGAGUGGACAAUUACUUUAUCUGGAGCUUCAUCGGCCCUGUCUCCUUUGUCAUCGUGGUGAACCUGGUAUUCCUCAUGGUGACGCUGCACAAGAUGAUUCGCAGCUCGUCCGUGCUCAAGCCAGACUCCAGUCGCCUGGACAACAUUAAGUCCUGGGCCCUGGGCGCCAUUGCACUGCUCUUCCUGCUGGGUCUCACUUGGGCCUUCGGCCUCCUUUUCAUCAACAAGGAGUCUGUGGUUAUGGCCUAUCUGUUCACCACCUUCAACGCCUUCCAGGGGGUCUUCAUCUUCGUUUUCCACUGCGCCUUGCAGAAGAAGGUGCACAAGGAGUACAGCAAGUGCCUGCGCCACUCGUACUGCUGCAUCCGCUCCCCGCCAGGGGGUGCGCACGGCUCCCUCAAGACCUCAGCCAUGCGCAGCAAUACCCGCUACUACACAGGGACCCAGAGCCGGAUCCGGAGGAUGUGGAAUGACACGGUGAGGAAGCAAACAGAGUCCUCCUUCAUGGCAGGUGAUAUCAACAGCACCCCCACCCUGAACCGAGGCACCAUGGGGAACCACCUCCUGACCAACCCCGUGCUGCAGCCUCGCGGGGGCACCAGCCCCUACAACACACUCAUUGCCGAGUCGGUGGGCUUCAACCCCUCCUCACCCCCCGUCUUCAACUCCCCAGGGAGCUACCGGGAACCCAAGCACCCCCUGGGCGCACGCGAGGCCUGUGGCAUGGACACGCUGCCGCUCAACGGCAACUUCAACAACAGCUACUCGCUGCGCAGCGGCGACUUCCCCGCGGGCGACGCGGGCCCCGAGCCCCGCGGGCGCAACCUGGCCGACGCGGCCGCCUUCGAGAAGAUGAUCAUCUCCGAGCUGGUGCACAACAACCUGCGGGGCGCGGGCGCCAAGGGGCCGCCGCCGCCGCCCGAGCCGCCCGCGCCGCCGGGGCCGCCCGGCGAGGAUGAGGCCGGGCCCGCGGGCGCCGACCGCGCCGAGAUCGAACUGCUGUACAAGGCGCUGGAGGAGCCGCUGCUGCUGCCGCGCGCGCAGUCGGUGCUGUACCAGAGCGACCUGGACGAGUCCGAGGGCGGAGCGGCCGACGACGGCGCUGGCCGGCCGCUCUCCUCCCCGCCGGGCCGGGACUCGCUCUACGCCAGCGGGGCCAACCUGCGGGACUCGCCCUCCUACCCGGACAGCAGCCCCGACGGGCCCGGCGAGGCCCUGCCCCCGCCACCGCCCGCGCCCCCGGGGCCCCCUGAGAUCUACUACACCUCGCGCCCGCCGGCCCUGGUGGCCCGGAACCCCCUGCAGGGCUACUACCAGGUGCGGAGGCCCAGCCACGAGGGCUACCUGGCCGCACCGGGCCUCGAGGGGCCGGGGCCCGACGGCGACGGCCAGAUGCAGCUGGUCACCAGCCUCUGAGGGACCUUGCGGACCAGGGGCGGGCCGGGGCGCCCUGGGCUCGGCCGUGGCUGGUGGGCGGCCCCUCAGUCCCCGCCAGGACCCGGCCAUGGGCGCACACAGGGUCUCCACCAGCCACCCACACCAGCUCGAUUUGGGGGAGUGCAGUGAGGAGGCCCUGAGCCCCCCACAGGGCAGGAGGGAGGACUGGCACCCGCCGCUCUUGCCUCUAAUGCCCUGGGCCCGGAGGGGACCCCGCGGGGUCCGGCCUGGCUGCCUACCCCUGUCUUGGUGGGCAGGAUGGGUGGUCAGGGGCCCCACCCCCAUGCACCCCACUCUCCCUGCCUCCAGCAACCAGAGCCUAUGGCCCAUGCCCAGGCAGUAGUGGCUGGCAGUUUUAAGGUGGAACUUUCCACAAGCUCCUUCCCCUUGCUAUGGGUCCCCCACCCCCCAGAGUGCACCCAAUGACCCCCUCCCUUGGGGCGACUCCUGAUGAAGCACAACUCCCCACAGGGGUGGCCCAGGCUGGUCAGUUCCCAGUCCUGUGGGCCCGGCUAUCUGGGGAGCAGAUUGUGGGUCCGGGUCUCCCUGGGGAGUGGGUCCCGGGCUUGGAUCUUUCCCUAGGGACUCCUCUUGCCCCCUCCUCUUGCCCCCUCCUCUUCCCCCCCUGCCCCCCAUUGCUGUAAAUAUUUCAACGAAAUGGAAAAGAACAAAAAAGACAAAAAAAAAAAAUCUCAUCACUUGAAGCCACCAGGCGCCUGUGGCCCAGGCCAGCCCAGACUUUCUUGGGAGCGGAGCAGAGUGGGGGGGCGCCACUGGCCACCCCUGCCCCCCCAGCCAGGAUUUCUCCAUGGAUGUCCUGUGCACCCCGCGCCCUGCGGGGCAGCGGCAGAGCAGCUUUCCACACCAGAGACAGCAACAGCGAAACAAAGAACCCGGUGCCCAUCCGGCCUGUCACCUCCUUCCCUGCUCCGCCGCCCCUGCAUCCGUCAGCCCCCUCCUCCCCCCCGGGGCGUGUACCUCACUGCCUGCCCCAGGACCAGGGCCUGUCUCCCCUCUGCUCCCCACUGGCCCAGGGAGACACCCUCACACCCAAAGAGGCUCUUGCCAAGACCGGCUGCGCUGCCCCUCCAUGUGCACACCCCCUCCCUGUGCUCCCUACCGGAGCAGGGGGUGCGGGGGGCCUGGGGGGGCCUCUCCCCAUCCCCUCUGCCCCUGGAGGGGCACAGCUGGUCCAGGCCUGGGCUGUCACCUGAGCCCCUCUCCGUCCUCAGGCCCCCUGCUUCUCCCAGCCUUUUGGGGUAGUGCAGCCCCUCAUCGCCAUUUCCCAGAGGUGCCCCUGCCUCUGCCCUGAUCUCUGUCUCUUGCCCUCCUCCCUCUUUUCUCACAAGUGCCAUGAGUUUCCAAACAUCUCCGGGUCUCAGCCUGCUGCUGCCAUGAACUUUGGGUUUUGGGGGAGGAGGCCUCUAGGAAGGAGGGGGACCCUUUUUUUUUUGCUGCUAGAAAGCCCCCUCCCUGGUGCUGGGGAGCUGGGGCUGGCUUGUCCCCAUCAGUUAGGGGAGAAGGGGUCAGACCAAAGAGGGUGGUUUGGUCCCAGUGGGGAGCAGGCGGGGGUGACCACAUCUCUGGCAAGUUGUGGUGGUGGGGGGGUCUUGGACUGAUGUCACCACAGACCCGGGGGGGGGUCAAGGUCUAGCUGGGCAGAGGGGACAGAGGGCCUGGCCACCAGGGGAGGGGAAAUCUCCCCUGCCCAGCCCCCCAUCUCUCCAUACAACGACAAUCAAGGGGAGAGAGGGUGCAGGGGGGCAGUCACCCAGGUGGGCUCCCGGGCCUCGGGGCUGCAUGGUGGCGCCCCCUGGCGGGGCUGGACACCACUGCAGCCCAGUGCAGCACCACCCCAACCAGACCCGGUGCCUUGAUGCCCCCCCACCCCAGCUGGGACGGGACGGACAAGGGUCUUGGUUUCCUCCCCCACGCCCCUCCGUGGGCUCCUGGAUUCAUUUGCUCCUAAAUCUUGUCUGUUCUUUCUCCCUGCAUUCUUUUCUGUUGGGUCCCCCCCUCCUGCGCCCCCUGCCCCAUGUCUUUCUCGCUGUCUCCGCCCCUCUUUCUACUCAUCCCUGAUCUCCGUCCAUUUGGGCCUCCCCGCCCCACCCUUGCCCCACCGCACCCCUCUUCGGUCUCCUUUUCGAUAUGCCAAACCAAUUUUGGGUCGAGUGCAUUUAACGAGAACAAAACAAAAAGGCUCAUAACGAACGUUUCAGAAAAAAACAAAAAGUUUAAAAAAAAUUGUUGAGUCAAAAAAAAAGUCAAACAAUAAAGAAAUUAAGAUUUCUUGGAA